AAGUUUGUUGUCUUCAUCCCUUGUGAGGUUGUCUCCCCACUACGUAUAUGUUCCGUGCCCCCCUGGUCGGGCUCCUCCGCUGUCACCCCAUCCGGCCCUCCCCAACGCCAACCUAUAUAUAUACAACCCAUAUUCCGUCAACCGCCGUCAACUUUCUUCCACCACUUGAUAUCAAAUAUUUCCUGCAACACAUUCACAAUGGCCGACCGCAUCCAACACGACCCCCACAGCGACUCGGACAAGACUCUCGACCGCCACAGCAACGACGUCCACCAACAUCAUCACCACCACCAUGACUACCCUCAGAUGAACCCAGAUUGGGCUCCAGCUGCGGGCGGUUCCCUCCAUCCUGGCAUGUGGAAGCCCUAUGAGCACCGAAAGUUCGGCAACCCAGCACCCCUGGGUCUUAGUGCCUUCGCCCUCACCACUUUUGUCCUCUCCUGCUGUAACAUGCACGCCCGUGGCGUAUCCGCUCCCAAUAUCGCCGUGCCCUUGGCUUUUGGCUAUGGCGGCGUCGUCCAGCUUCUUGCUGGCAUGUGGGAAAUGGCUGUCGGUAACACCUUUGGUGCUACUGCCCUGUCCUCGUAUGGCGGCUUCUGGAUCGCCUACGGCCUUCUUCUCACGCCGACUUGGAACGUUCUCGGGGAGGAUGGCCCCUACGCAGGCGAUACUGGCUCCGUGAUGGGAUUCUUCCUGACCGGCUGGUUUAUCUUCACUACCCUCUUGCUCAUCUGCACCCUCAGAUCCACGGUCGCCUUCUUCCUCCUCUUCUUCACACUCGACAUUUGCUUCCUCCUACUCGCCUGCGAGAAUUACGCGCACGACCUAGGCAAUGAGAGUGCCAGACUUGCGCUCCAGAAAGCAGCCGGUCUGUUUGGCUUCCUAGCGGCCUUCAUGGCCUGGUACAAUGCGUUGGCUGGCAUUCAGGACAGCAGCAACUCCUUCUUCCAGGUCCCUGUCUUCCACUUUCCCUGGUCUGACAAGGGCCACGAGCAGCGAAAGCAGAAGACCGAGCGUAACCUGGCAUAAAUCGCGUGACGGCAUUGUUUUGUCGCGUGACGUGCAACGCCUUCUCUUAUCACGGCUUAUGACUCGAAAUCAACAAUAGAUAAGAUCGGACUGCCCGACUAUGGACUGGUGGAGGAAUUUUUGGUUAGGGCCUGGAUGCUUCUCUCCUUCACCAGCCUGCAUCGCUUGAUGCUUUUUUCUCCCUCUCUCUAUAAAUCUUAAGACCGCUGCCGUUGCGGGCGCGGCUGGUAUAUUGGCGGCGAAUAGCGUGUUUUAAUCGGCUUGG
This is a messenger RNA of Ilyonectria robusta, 1294 nucleotides long. Its product is annotated as GPR1/FUN34/yaaH family-domain-containing protein. The coding region runs from base 199 to 1029 and encodes 276 amino acids. The record is from RefSeq and is a predicted model, not a curated record. Gene Ontology annotation, cellular component: plasma membrane. NCBI's taxonomy places the organism in Eukaryota, Fungi, Ascomycota, Sordariomycetes, Hypocreales, Nectriaceae. The transcript is spliced from 3 exons. Gene Ontology annotation, molecular function: acetate transmembrane transporter activity.